Messenger RNA from Monopterus albus (swamp eel), 1311 nucleotides. RefSeq names its product keratin, type II cytoskeletal 8-like. Gene Ontology annotation, cellular component: keratin filament. The coding region runs from base 23 to 1111 and encodes 362 amino acids. The transcript is spliced from 8 exons. The record is from RefSeq and is a predicted model, not a curated record. NCBI's taxonomy places the organism in Eukaryota, Metazoa, Chordata, Actinopteri, Synbranchiformes, Synbranchidae.
CUAUUAGGCCACAAGCUUCAGCAUGUCUAAGCCAGGGGGUUACAGCAGCCAGUCCUGCUCCCCCGGCAGCGCAGCACCGGCCAAAGGCCAAGCCAGCAUCGAGGCGUCGGCCAAAGCCAGGGAGAAGGACGACAUGGUUGGACUGAAUGACAAGUUCGUCAAGUUGAUUGACAAGGUGAAAAACCUGGAGGAUGAGAACAAAAAGCUUGACAUGAAGUUGAAGAUCCUCAAAGGGCAGGAGGUCUACGAGGGGAAGGUCGACGACAUUGUGAAGCAGGUGAAGAUGGAGCUCGAGCAGCAAAUCUUGAACUUGCUCAGCAACCAAGAAAAGUUGCAGGCUGAGCUGCUCAAGAUCCGGGAGGAGGUGGAGAACACCAGGCAGAGGUACGAGGAUGAGCUGCAAAAGAAAGCUGAUCUGGAGAAUGAGUUUAUUGUCACCAAAAAGGAUGCAGAUGAUGGUCACUUGGAGGCAUUAGAGCUGGUUCUGGAACUGGAGGAUCUACUGGGAAAGCUGGCCCUCCUCAGAGCUGGCUACGAUGAGGAGAUCAGGCAGCUGGAGUCGUACAUCCAGAAUGAGACGGUGAUCUUACAUGACAACACCAAACGGUCCCUGGAUGUGGGUGACAUCAUUGAUAGCGCCAAGAAUCAGUUUGUAAACAUGGCCGCUCUCACCAAGGUGGAGGCCGAGCGGUGGCAUCAGAGAAAGAUGGAAGAAAUGGUUGUAAAAGCACAAGAGCGUGAGCAAGAUGUGCGAGAUUUAAAGAGGGAUAUCUCACAUAUGGUGUGCCACAUCCAGAGGCUCAAAGGGGACCUGGAAGCUCUCACAAGGAAGGAAGAGUCCCUGAAAAAGGAAAUCGGUGCCAUUCGAGCAGAAGGCGAUAACAACCUGGAGAAGGCACGGGAGGACAUCGCCCAGCUGCAGGAAGCCUUGAGGCAGGCAAAGCAGGACUUGGCUGGACAGAUCCGUGAACACCAAGAGCUGAUGAACCUCAAGCUGGCCCUGGACAUCGAGAUCGCAACCUACCACAAACUGCUGGAGGGCGAGGAGCAGAGAUUUCUAAAAGCAAACCAAUCCCCCCAGUGGACCCCUCCUCCAAGAAGCACCUGCUGAUCCAGGUGGAAGCGGAAGUAGGCAGAGUCAUGUCCAAAAGCUUCCAUUAUCACUCCUCAGUCUGCAGCAUUACAGCCACAAAAUGCGAAUUAAAAACCUUAAAUCAAAUAAGCUCUGUGUGCUAUGUGCUUUCUGGCAGAGAGAACAAACAACAGGUUGGGAAUUCCUCCUUAAAUCUGUACUUGAAUUAGAGAUAGUUU